AUGUCGAAACCGUUCUCGUUUGGUGGUGCCUCGGCUUCCACAAGGCCUGCAUCUGGAAGUGAAGGUGAUGCCAAACCCGCUCCACCGUCGAAUCCUUUCAGUUUUGGCAACGCCAACAACAACAACAGCAGCAGCGCUCCAGCGGAUAAACCCGCUGCACCAUCCAAUCCGUUCAGCCUCGGCGGCGGUGGUGGAGGCGCAGUGGCUGGAAAGCCUGCAGCACCGUCGAAUCCUUUCAGUUUUGGCAACGCUAACAACAACAACAGCAGCAGCGCUCCAGCGGAUAAACCCGCUGCACCAUCCAAUCCGUUCAGUUUUGGCGGCGGUGGUGGAAGCGCAGUGGCUGGAAAGCCUGUAGCACCGUCGAAUCCAUUCACCUUUGGGAGCAGUGGUGGCGCUUUUGCGUCUAAGAGUGUUUUCGGUUCAUCUGGUGGGGAUAGAGCAUCUACGAAUCCAUUUGGUAAAUAG
Molecule: messenger RNA, 468 nt
Organism: Trypanosoma grayi
Lineage: Eukaryota; Euglenozoa; Kinetoplastea; Trypanosomatida; Trypanosomatidae
Exons: 1
Coding region: 1-468 (155 amino acids)
Source: RefSeq, a predicted model, not a curated record